Scylla paramamosain (green mud crab) is the source of this 624-nucleotide messenger RNA. RefSeq lists its product as uncharacterized. The coding region runs from base 1 to 624 and encodes 207 amino acids. The record is from RefSeq and is a predicted model, not a curated record. The transcript has a single exon. Lineage: Eukaryota; Metazoa; Arthropoda; Malacostraca; Decapoda; Portunidae.
AUGGUUGCUAAGCGACAGGCAACAGCUGAUGCUGAGGUGUGGCGGAGUUUUUGUAUUUUCAUUGGCAGUAGUCAGACAGUUUCUCAGACAGGGGAAAUGGAAAAAGAAGUGAACUUUCGGAUUCAGUGUGGCUGGAACAAUUGGCGGCAAGUUUCGGGUGUGAUAUGCGAUAGAAGGGUACCAGUAAGAGUGAAGGGCAAAGUCCACAAAGCAGUCGUUAGACCUGCUUUGAUGUAUGGGCUAGAAGCAGCACCUUUGAAGAAGAUUGAAGAGAGGAAGAUGGAUGUAGCGGAGAUGAUGUUGAGAUGGAUGGUGGGAGUCAACAGAACAGACCGAAUUAGGAAUAAGUACAUAAGAGGAACGGUGAAAGUGGUUGAAGUCUCCAAGAAGAUCCAGGAGUCAAGGUUGAGGUGGUAUGGACACUUGAGAAGAAGAGUUGGCGAAGACCACGUAGGAAGGGAGAUCAUGGAAAUGGAGGUGGAGGGAGUUAGAAGAAGAGGACGGCCCAAAAGAAGAUGGAUUGACUGCAUAAACGGAGAUCUUGGGGAGAAGAAUAUAAAUCCAGAGAUGGCAAACAAUAGAAAUACGUGGAGAAGGCUCAUUCACAACGGCGACCCCGAAUAG